This is a messenger RNA of Diaporthe amygdali, 2265 nucleotides long. RefSeq names its product Heterokaryon incompatibility protein 6. The transcript has 2 exons. The record is from RefSeq and is a predicted model, not a curated record. The coding region runs from base 1 to 2265 and encodes 754 amino acids. NCBI's taxonomy places the organism in Eukaryota, Fungi, Ascomycota, Sordariomycetes, Diaporthales, Diaporthaceae.
AUGCUAUCGUGGGCAGCCGAGACAAAGAGGUCACAGCUGGUGGCAGUGUCAAGGCAGUGUCCAGGACGCCCGUACCUGGAACUUAGGAUCCCGCCCGAAGUAAAGAGCCUGACACAGAUGACCAUCAUCACGGUAUCCCAUGAUCAAGGCUUCAGCGACACCGAAGCUACCCUGGGUGGCACGUACGAGGGGUCAAACUCCUACUUCGAGCUGACAGUUAUCUCGCCUUCGUAUCACGAAAGGGUCCCGACGCAACGGUUCCAGCACAAUGUGAAUGCAUCUCUGGACCCUAAGAGACAUGAAAACGUGUGGCGCCUCGACUCCCCACACAAGGGAGAUUGGCUGGCCUCCGUUCGGGGCGGAGAUACUAUCCAGCUCCUGGCUCGCUCAGAAUUUCCCGCCUGGAUGAAUUACGUGCACCACGCUGAGAUCAAGGCUGUCGGCGAGCUGCUCACAGACCCCUUGCCGGCCCUUGUAGAGUCAGCCACGCCCUCUAUACAGCUUUACCGGCCUCUGAGACGAGAUCAAAGAGAGAUUCGCGUGGUGGAGAUCUUUUCGGGAGGAUUCGAUGAUGCCAUAAAAGUGGCGCUCGCAACGAUUUCACUCGAUAAUCUCGAUCGAGCAAAGUACGAGGCCCUCUCCUAUUGUUGGGGGGAUUUGACCGAUACUCGAUCCCUGGUCGUGCAGACGCCUUACGCCGGCGAGCUCACAGUCACCGUCACAUCCACACUUUACGAUGCUCUGCGACGCCUCCGCCCAGUGUCUGGUCCGUCCAGAACUCUUUGGGCUGACGCUCUUUGCAUAAAUCAGCUCGACGUCGAAGAGCGGUCGCACCAAGUCUCGCUUAUGAAAUCCAUUUACACUCUCGCCGAGCAGGUCAAUGUCUGGCUUGGCCCGUCCACUGAGGACAGCAAAUGGUGUUUCAACCAUAUCAAGGCAAUUGCGGCCACGUAUGAUCAGGACGGCGAUUCGAAGGCUGCUAUUGACACCACCCACGAUUCCAUGGCCAUCGGGAGAGAUGGCAUGCUCCCGUUCGUCGACCGUUGGCGUCGAUGUGACUUUCCCUACUUCCGUCGGACAUGGGUGCUCCAGGAAGUCGCCAAUGCGAAAUCCGCCUGGGCACAGUGCGGCAACGAUAUCGUUCCCUGGCCCGUGAUAGUGCGGUUGGCUGACUGCAUUAUGCGGGGCAAACAUGCAACAGAUCUCUUUCGCUACAGCCUCAUGCCCUCUGUCUUCUCGCGGCUCUUCCCUCUUGUCGGCGGAGAGACGGCACAAGUUGUCCGCUCGUCCGACCUCAAAAUCAUAGAUGUCCUUGUCGCAGCACACGACUUGGAUGCUACCGACCCAAGGGACAAAAUUUUCGCUAUGCUGCAGUUUGGCUCAGAGACCGGGGAUACCGAAAAUCUACCCCUGGCGGUGCGCCCUAAUUACCGCAAGAGCGUGACGGAGGUGUUUGUGGACUUCACGCGGUGGUGGAUUGCCGAGCACCAGAGCCUGCGCAUCCUGUCUGCCGUUCACACCCUGCAUGAUAGGGGGUGGCAGAAAAUGUCGUCCGGCCCCGACGUGGAUCUAUCCAAGCUCGGCCAUCCGACUUGGUGUUUCUGGUACGGCGGUGCUGCGAGCAGGGCACGGUCGACUCUCGCGCUGGGCGAGAGCAGUCUCUUUAGCGCGAGCGGGUCGUCGGUUCCAGACUCGAGGCUGUUGGCAGAUACGCGGAGCGGAAGCUCGGUGCUUCGCUUGGCGGGGUUCCGUAUUUGCACUAUCGAGAGUAUUGGAGCCUACCCAGCUGUAGACACGCAUGGAAUGAUUCGCGGCCCUUCGGCGAUGCACGACAUCUUUGCCCAACUAUUCGAUCCUCAGGGCAUGUCGAUGCAGUGGCUAUGGGAGCGCGAGGACCAUCGACCAAGAGACAGAAGUGUCAAGGAUCGGAUGGACAGCUAUCUCGACCAUCUUGUGCGACACGUCCGGCGUGGGGAACGAGGAGCCAAUUUUACGUGUCUGAGUGAUUGUUUUUUUAAGACCCGGGACGCACGUGGCUUAGAGGGCGAGGGGUUAUGUCCCCAUUAUGCCAGGGUUGGCGAUGUUGUUGUGAUCCUGUAUGGAGGCGCGGUCCCUUAUUUGCUGAGGAAGGUAGAGCAACAAGGAACCGGUGGCAAUGACUAUGAAUUUAUCGGGGAGUGUUAUUUGGAGGGCUUCAUGGACGGCCAUGCGAUGAGUCGCUUGGAAGCCGGAGAAGAGAAGGAAGAGGUGUUUUCUCUAGUCUAG